GUCAGUGUGAUAAAGACAGUGCUACGUCGAGGAGGCCCAGUCUACUUGUAUUUCUCUCUCUCUCUUUCUCUCUGUCUCUCUCUCUCUCUCUCUCUCUCCCUCCCUCUUUCUCCCUCUCUAUCUUUGUCCAGUAGGUUAAAGCAAGACAGAGACAGGGUGUCUCUCUCUCGGCGGUUCUGAACCCCCGGUUUUCACAGUCUCUCAUUUAACGACGAACGCGUUCGCGUCUGACGGUGGACUCUCUGUCCUCUGUCCUCGAUGUUUUUUCAAAAAAUUUGCAAAGUGUACGUGCGUCUUUAUUUAAUCCUGUUAGCGUGACAUUUCGAUCAACAUUGGGAAUAUUGGACCUAAUUUACAGGCCUAUCGUAUAGUCUGCCUUUCUUGGAUAUUGCGAGUGUCUGUUAACGUGAAUUGUUUUCAAAAAGGAAGAGAAUGAGUUUAUAUAAAUGUUGAGAAUGAUACAUAUUACCGAGGACGAUGAUGAUUACAUCUUAGCGAAGAUACGUUCUUCCUCUCUCUCUCUCUCUUUCUCUCUCUUAUUCUCGAAGUGUUACCGAAUAAGAUUCACGAAUGGACGAGCCGGGAGCGUUUAAUCCCUUGCCUCUCGUUUGCAUAAUUAGCCGCGGUACUGCGCUGCGGGCUCCCUCGAGGUAGAGAGAGGAGGGUAACCCGUAAACUUUGACCGCGAAGAUCUUGCCGAGAAGGCAGAGAAAGGAAAGGAAACUUCGAAACCUUCGCGAGAGGAGCCUUUCUAUAUUUUGAGGAAAAUCCUUUUGAGAGAGACGGAAAAGAAGGGAGACGAAUAAGAGAGAGAGAGAGAGAUAGAGAGAGAGAGAGAGAGAGGGAGAGGGGAUGAUAAAAAUGGACUCUGUCAAAUCCUGCUGAUCGUUAAAACAGAGAGAAAGCCGUGUAAAAAGUGUAGUUGUGACUGUUAUCGCAAGUGUAUGUGACACGUAAAAAAAGAAAAACAACAACAGCCAGAUAUUCGUCAGGAUGCCGAGGGGUUCAUUGUUAAUCCUUUUAGUAAUGAUGGCAGCGACAACGAGAUUAGUUAGUCCAGACAAAUGUGCCGAGGAGUGUACCUGCAAAUGGAAAAAUGGUAAACGUACCGUAGAAUGUAUAGAUCGUGCUUUAACGAGUAUACCAGAAGAGAUCGAUUCAGAGACACAAGUGUUGGACAUGAGCGGGAACCAUGUAAGAAGCUUGCCGAGUAACAUCUUCGUACGUGUACGCCUGACGAAUCUCCAGCGUCUCUAUCUACGCGAGUGUCGUAUCGACCGAAUCGACUCGGAGGCUUUGACCGGCCUGACGAACUUGGUCGAGCUCGAUCUAAGCAAUAAUUUGUUAUCAGGGGUGCCAAGUGCUAGUUUUUCGAACACUCCCUUUUUACGUGACCUAGUGUUGGCGUACAAUCACUUGGAAAGGAUUCAUUCCUAUGCCUUUAAGAAUACACCCAACUUGGUUAAGCUCGAUCUCUCUCAUACGAAGUUGAUCGAGAUCGAAGCCAAAGGAUUUCGCGGUUUAGAGUCAUUGGAAAGUUUGAAAUUGAAUGAAAACGAAUUGACUACGUUACAUCCCGGUACGUUUGAACCAUUGAACAAACUCACCAGUAUCGAACUACACGAUAAUCCAUGGAUUUGCGAUUGUCGUUUGCGAGAGAUGAAGUUGUGGCUUGUAAAGCAUAACUUGCCGACAUUGGUGGCGCCCGUUUGUCACGGACCUGAACAAUUAUUGGAUAGAGUUUUUACCGAUCUAGUGAUCGACGAUUUUGCCUGUCGUCCUGUACUUUUAAUAGCGAGUCAUUAUGCCGAGGCUACGAUCGGCGAGAAUGCUAGUAUAGUGUGUAGAGUCAGUGCUAUACCACCUGCCAAAGUUAAAUGGUAUUGGAACGGUCGGUUGUUAACCAAUCAUUCGGCGUUUAGUAGCUAUCAGAAGGUCUUGAUAUUCGAGGAGGGACAAUUUCGCAAGAGAAGUACAUUGGUACUGACCAAUGCACAGGAGACUGACUCCAGUGAGUUUUACUGUGUCGCCGAAAAUCGUGCUGGUAGCGUGGAAGCUAAUUUCACGCUUCACGUGUCAUUAAGAACGGCUGGGAUGUCGACGUUAGGAUCGGGACAAAUAGCAGGGAUAUCGGCAGCAUUGGUAGGCCUGAUACUCUUCAUCCUACUGAUCAUCCUAAUUCUUUUCAUUCGUCUAAGAAGAAUGCCCCUGAAAGACAUGAAAUCUCAAACACCGGUUGAAACGGUGUCUGGCGAAGGCAACGGCGAAACGAUAAACCCAAUGGAAAACCCAUCGACGACCUCGUCUUUGGCUCGAAGAAAACGCGAAGAGAUCGAAACAACGUCGUUCGGGAUCGAUGCGAAACCGCCGGUAUCCUUGAACCUAAGUUACGUUCAAAGACCGCAAACGGCUUUGGUCCAGAACGAAAGUGACUAUAGUAACGUUACGAGAUACGACGAGCGUAAUCAAGGUGGUAUCGGUGGUUGUGGUAGAUCGUCGUUGGUAGUACCACCAACCGGUGGUUGUUUUUCAUCAACUACGUCAUUGAUGCCCAUCGAUAAUCCUGAUUUGAUAAGGGACACUAGACGUGGCUCGGCCGAAGAUCUAACGCCUUACGGUGCCGGUGGUGAUUUCGUUGGUGGUGUUGGCCGUAUGGAAUUAGUCGACGAUGGUAAAAUAUUAUAUUCCAGUUGUCUUUGGGAUAGUAGUACUGCUACAACGAGAGACAGCACCGGCAACAACAGUUGUAGGGAUGGUUGUAGAGAUAAUUGCAGAGGUGCUUCGUUACAAGUCAGUUCAUAUACGUCGUCCAAGGAAACGCUAGCCGUUGUAGCACCAACGGUCGAACAAUUUCCACCAGGUGCGAAACAAAUGCGUGUAUGGCAAAAGGGUGUACCCGUAUUACCGCCUGUAUCAGCCCUCAAACGUGUAUUAGGAUCCACGCGUAGCUCACCCGAUGAGGGCUAUCAGGAAGGCACUGGAACCGAUGUCUAGGGGAGAAGAAUAUUUGUGAAUGACGAUAAAAGUUUCGUCGAAGUUUUUAUCAACAAAAACUUUUAUCGCACGCGCCUGAUAUCGAUGGAAAAUGGUGGCAAGUUGGCAGAUGCAUACAGGAAACGCAUCCGAGACUGGGCUAUCUCAGUUUUUUCUGGGUUGCGUCUGGAUUUCAAUCUCGGUACCACCAUUGGAGUUUCCGUUCAUCCAUUCCUUCGGAAUUUGGCUCUCGAGACUACGACAGGUUCGAGGAAAUUCGCAAAUACGUAUGGAUAUUGGGUAUUCCCUCGGUGGUACCCGCAGAGAGAUCGAAAUCAUGAGCGAAGGCCAUCACGUCCAGAGCUGCGGUGAGUGCGUCACCAAAGCCAGCGGUCAACGCGGAAACUUCGGUGUUACCGCCGACGUUUGGAC
Messenger RNA from Vespula pensylvanica (western yellowjacket), 3405 nucleotides. RefSeq names its product leucine-rich repeat-containing protein 4B. Gene Ontology annotation, molecular function: protein binding. Gene Ontology annotation, cellular component: plasma membrane. Lineage: Eukaryota; Metazoa; Arthropoda; Insecta; Hymenoptera; Vespidae. The record is from RefSeq and is a predicted model, not a curated record. Bases 994 to 2994 code for a protein of 666 amino acids. The transcript has 3 exons.